This is a messenger RNA of Lolium rigidum, 2163 nucleotides long. Its product is annotated as threonine--tRNA ligase, mitochondrial 1-like. Gene Ontology annotation, cellular component: mitochondrion; chloroplast; cytoplasm. Gene Ontology annotation, molecular function: threonine-tRNA ligase activity; ATP binding. Gene Ontology annotation, biological process: threonyl-tRNA aminoacylation. The record is from RefSeq and is a predicted model, not a curated record. The transcript has 17 exons. Lineage: Eukaryota; Viridiplantae; Streptophyta; Magnoliopsida; Poales; Poaceae. The coding region runs from base 102 to 1976 and encodes 624 amino acids.
CAAGGACAGGCAAGGACCGCGAGCGCAGCAGAAUCGGCGGCGAUCCCAUCAGGAUAACUUUGCCUGAUCACAAUGGCGCCGUGAAGGAAGGCAAGAAGUGGAUGUCUACCCCGAUGGACAUUGCUAAGGAGAUACUAUCAAGCAAGCUAGCGGCUAGCUGUUUGAUUGCUCAAGUGAAUGGAGAACCCUGGGAUAUGACAAGGCCACUCGAAGAUAACUGUGAACUCAGGUUGCUCGACUUCGACACCGUGGAAGGGUGUGCCACCUUUUGGCGCUCGAGUGCUCUUAUUCUUGGAGAAGCUCUGGAGAGUUUGUACGGCUGCAAACUGUGUAGUCUCUCGCCUUGUACUACAAAUGCGGAAGGUUUCUACUGUGAUGCCUACUACAAUGAUAUCACUCUGAACGAGUCGGAUUUCGGUCGCAUCCAAGAUAAAGCUCGAAAAGUGGUCGCCGCGAAGCAGCCAUUUGAACGUAUUGUAGUCUCCAGGGCCGAAGCUCUGAAAUGCUUCGCUGAAAACAAAUUUAAGGUUGAAAUCAUUAGUGAGUUGCCUGACGAAGCCAUUACAUUAUAUAGAUGUGGUUCUUUAGUUGACCUGUGCCCUGGACCACACAUCCCGAAUACUUCCUUUGUGAAAGCUUUUACUUGCCUCAAGGCUUCAGCUUCAUAUUGGAGAGGAAAAGCAAACCGCGAGAGCCUGCAGAGAGUACAUGGAAUUUCUUUCCCUGAUUCUGAACGUCUUAAGGAAUAUGAAGCUAGGAUAGAGGCUGCCGAGGAGCGCAAUCAUAGGAUAUUGGGGGAGUCCCAGAAACUCUUCUUUUUCAGUCCACUUAGUCCAGGAAGUCCCAACUUCCUUCCACAUGGUAUUAAAAUUAAAAACAAAUUGUUCAGUUUCUUGCGACAAGAAUACAGGGACAGAGGCUACCAAGAGGUUGAGAGUCCAAAUGUUUACAACAUGGAGAUUUGGGAAAAAUCUGGGCAUGCUAUGAACUACAAGGAGAACAUGUUUACUUUUGAGAUCGACAAAAGGGAGUUUGGUCUUAAGCCAAUGAAUUGUCCUGGGCAUUGCAUAAUAUUUAAGCACGGGACUCAUUCUUACAGAGAGUUGCCACUGCGCAUUGCUGAAUUUGGCGUUCUUCACAGAAAUGAGGCUAGUGGUGCACUUACAGGUUUGACACGCGUUAGAAGAUUCCAACAGGAUGAUGCACAUAUUUUUUGUAGAGAGAGCCAAAUCAAGGAAGAAGUUAAGAGCGUUUUGGAAUUUAUUAAGUAUGUCUACGACAAAUUCGGGUUUAACCAUGAUUAUGAAUUGGAGUUAUCAACGAGACCUGAGAAGUAUUUAGGUGACAUUGAAACCUGGAACAAAGCAGAGCAACAACUUAGAGAAGCCUUGCUUGAGUUUGGGAAGCCAUUUGAGAUUAAUGAAGGAGAUGGUGCUUUCUAUGGCCCAAAAAUCGAUGUUGGUGUGUUUGAUGCCCUCAAAAGGAAACAUCAGUGUGCGACAAUUCAGCUGGACUUUCAGCUGCCUAUUUGCUUCGAUCUUACUUACUCUACAGAGGAAGGAACCGAAAAGCCUGUGAUGAUACAUAGGGCAAUCCUAGGAAGUUUUGAAAGGAUGUUUGCUAUUCUUUUGGAGCAUUACAAUGGUAAAUGGCCGUUGUGGCUAAGCCCUCGUCAAGCCAUUGUUUGCUCUAUAUCGCCCAAAUCAGUAGAAUAUGCAAAGCAGGUUCAUGCUAAGAUAUAUAAAGCUGGUUUUGAUGUUGAAAUCGACACAAGUGACAAAAAAAUUGACAAAAAGGUUGCUGAAGCUCAAACUCAAGGCGCCCAGUUUAACUAUAUUCUUGUCGUAGGUGAAAGAGAGGCAAAAUCUGAAACGGUCAGCGUGAGGCUAAGAGGCAGCCGCGAACCCGAACGAUCUCCAAUGAGCAUUGACAACGUCAUCGCACGUUUUAGGGAUGAAGUGGCAGCUUACAGAUAGGGUUGCGAGAGAAGCUCCAAGCCGGGGCUCGAUUCACGCAUAUUGAGUACGUAGUGUGCCAAGCCGCGCGCUAUUUGUAUAUGUAGUAGGAAAAUUUGGAUGCUGAAUUGUUGGUGUUUGAAGUUUGAACCGUGGGGAAUUUAAAUUACUAUGAAGCUCUAGUAGAUCCUUAAUUUCCUGUGUGCCG